Closterium sp. NIES-65 is the source of this 2523-nucleotide messenger RNA. NCBI's taxonomy places the organism in Eukaryota, Viridiplantae, Streptophyta, Zygnematophyceae, Desmidiales, Closteriaceae. The record is from the annotation of a GenBank genome assembly.
AUGGCUGGCGUCGCUCCGCCGGCGCGGAGCAGCGCGAUUCCCGACCUGAACGAGCCUUUCAUGGAGGAAGAUGUAGACGCCGCUAGGGCAAAUAUUCCCGCCGACAUGGUGGUCGACGUAGACGCCGCUAGGGCAAAAAUUCCCGCCGACCCGACCAUCCCCCUACCGCCAGGGACGAAAGGGGCUCCCGAACCCGGGCCGGACCGGUACUCGCCGCGUUCGGACACGGAGCAGCCGCCGCCAAUUGGACCAUUUCCAGAAAACGACUACAUGUAUCUGACCGUAGAGGACUUGUUGGCAGCCGACGAGAAAGAUGACGCCUUCCUGCAUAACAUUCCUCGCGACGAUUUUGCGGAAGCCGCCUUCGACAUCAACAAAGAGCUCGCCAAGAAGAACAGAUUGCUGAGGAUGAUGUGGGCUUUCCGGCAUCUGGACACGCUGGAGGCGAGAACGACCCGGGUUCAGUACCUGCGGGCGCUGCUCGACUUCAGGAGAUGGUGCUGCGCGAACCUUCCAAGACAGCCAACCGCCAGAGUCAAGGGGGACGGCGUGCUGGAACACGAGGACGAGAUAGGGAGGUACAUCGACGAAGACAUGGGUGAUCAGUGGCACACCGCCAAGGGCGACCUACAAUGGAUGCACGGUCCCUGCGUCAACGCCACGCGGAUCAGGGCGUACAUUCUGUCAAUCGCAAGGGAGUAUGGUAUUGCAAAGGCCGAGGAGCUCGAGGAGCUGAAUCCCGACGUCCGUGUCCAGCCCCUGAAGCCGACAUCGGUUUCGAUGCUGCUCAUCCGUAUCAAAGCGCUCCAGACAGCCUGCAAGGUCGAGGGGACGCUCUUUGGGGUGAAGGAGCUCCACAUCAUGUACGACAUCUCCGAGGUCCGCUCGGAGGUGCGCGCGAUGGUCAGAGAGAAGUGGCACAGGGACGACAGGGAUUGCGUCGACCGGCACCGCGGAACGCUCGGCGACACGUACACCACCGACCAGAUCCGCCACCUCAUGUUCAAGGAGCUGGCCGACGACGGCGUUCCGCGAUCUGACAUCGCCGACUUGGGCCACUGGGCGCUCGACAAGCUCGCGAAGAGCUACAUCACGACCAUCCCGAAGGCGGCGGUGUUGAGAAAGGCCGGCUACACGGGCAAGCGCGGCGACUACCACCUCGGCCGGAGCAUGGUGAAGCCCGACGACAAGGUGGUGGCCCUCAUCGCCCAGCACAUCUUUCCGUGGGCUGAAGCGGAACUGGCCAAGGUGAGCAUUUCGGACGGCAAUAACGCCGACAACCCGCCGACCAUUUCCACGACGACAUUAUACCGACGGCUGAUUGUGUUUGUGUUUGUGUUCGACUCGCAGGCGGUAAAAUGCGCAUCCGCGAGAGAGCCCAACACGGCCGGGGUGCACUUCCUGCAAUCGCUCAUCGAGUUCGGCCGCCGAAUCGUCGCCGAGGAUCUUGCGUGCAUGCUGAUGCGGGAACCGUGGCACCCGUACGUCCAGAGUUCCAAGCUCUGCCGCGACCCCGACUUCCAAAAAUGGGCCAAGGACGUCAACCGGGUGGACCUCGAAACCAUCGCGACGCGCAGUACUCCGAGCGAGAACCCCCAAGAGGAAUUCAGCGCGCGAAUCGACGCCGAAUAUCAGGUCGACCAGCUCACCAUGAUGCUGCACCGCCAGAGGGAGGAUGCCGCGAUCGAGAAGCUUGAGAUGCAGAAGAAGUUGGAGGAGAAGGACGCGGAGAUCGCGAAGUUGAUGCAGGCUCUCAAGCUGGCCGAGGCACGGCCGACGCCGUCUGCGCCCGCACCGUCAAGGCCGAUGACGGCCGCCGAGAAGGCAGCGUCCGUCAAGAUCGAGAAGGAACAGGAGGAUGACCUGACGUACGAGGUCAACGUCGUGCAUCCCUGGCGCACAUCCAAGACGGUCGAGGUUGCAUGGCGCUGGUGGAACAACCCGUCCAACUUCGACUCGCGUCCGUUGCGCGAACGUUUCGACGAGCACAGAUUCCUCGUCAGACACACGCGCAUGAUCUGCAAGGUCGAAAAGGGCGACAAACCCGCCGCGUCGGCGAAGUCGGCGAAGAGCUCUAGUCCCACGACCGAGGUGGGUGAGACGGGGAAAAACGAUGCGCUGCAGCACUGCACUCGCCGGAUGAGGCGGAUCAUGGAAGCGGUGCACGACUUGCGGCGGAGCGACGACGCCGCUGACACCGCCGCCGUCAUCAAGCUACUCGACCACCUGGGGCGAGCGGGGCUUUCCACUUUCAGCGACGCGCUCUUGGUCCUCCGUGCAACCCCGCCCAUCAAGGUCCCCACCACAGCCGACGGAAAGUCGGUCGGCAUCAAGGGUCUGGACAAGCCGCUGGCGAGGAAGCUCGCCGUUGCGUGGGGCGUGGUCACGGCGGGCUACAUGGACGCUGACUGGGGAAAGAGGCUCUUCGGCGACUUGUGGGAUGAGCAGGCCAAUAAGGCCGGCUUGGAGGCCGAGGCGACGGUGGGAGCCAUCGGCGCAGGGAAGCGCAAGAGGGCGGGCUGA